AUGAACGCUAUUGAUCUGAGACUUGAACCCAAAAAAGUGUUAAUGGAUCAACAAGAAAAGUUGUUGUCUUACAAUGGGGAGCUUCUUAUUUUCCAGUUAUCGAAAGAAAAAUCCUCAGGGGGCAGCAACACCAAAUUGUGUGUCAGAAGAAUGAUGUUUAGCAGUGAUACAAAGCUGUUUGUUGAGAAGAACGUUGGAUCAUUUAGCAUGUGCGGGGAAGAUGUUGAAAUGAUCCAUUGCAGCUGUGUAUCUGAUGCCAGGACUGGAAUUCUUCUCCCUUGUAUUCUGAUGAAAAAGGCAAAAAAGAAGAGUAUCAAGUAUAUUUUAUUGCUGCUUCAUAGCUUUAACAAAUUUGAGUUUGUCUUGCAUUUUAAACUAGACUAUGAACUGAAAGAACCCAUAAAGCUACUUGCUGGUCCAACAGUUUUAUGGAGUUGCGCCCAAAAAGUCUUUUACAUUUCUCCUCAAACUUGCACUGUAUUAUGUGCUCCUAUUCAGUUUUCCUCCAUCAUAUGGGUGGGUCAGGUUAAAGGUGAGGGUAUUGUUGUUUUGGGAACAAGAGCUCCUUGUUUGUCAGAGGCAGGCGAUGGGAAAAGUGUUCCUGAAUCAGAGGCGCUCAUCUGGGGUAGUGAGUGUUUUGCUUAUGCUGUGGAGAAACAGAAAGUGCUAACUGGUGCCAGUUUUCUGCCUCAUGCUUACAGCAACGUGGUAUCCUGUGUACACAUAUGCAGAGCUGAGGCAGUGAGAAACAAGUUUAGGACAUGUGUUCUUGCAGUCACAUGCAAAAGCCAAUUGAUCAUCUUCCAAGAUGGCCUACCCAAAGAUGUCCACCAGCUUCCAUAUGAGAAACCCUGUUCCAUACAAACAGCUGCAGUAGAAGGAUGCAAUGAGUUGGUGGUAGUGUCAUUCUCUUCGGGAGAGGUGUGUUCUGUAUGGAAAGACAGCUUGCAGGUUGCUUCUUGCUGGCAAAAUGUGAGCUCUGUUCUGACAGAUGACUUCGUUGGCAUUGGAACUGAUCAAGUCUUAGUGCUUCCAAAGACUGGGUCGAUUUCAGAAAAAUUAACUACAUUCCAAAUAACAGAUUUUGGAAAAUAUAAUUACAUGAGUAACAUCAGCUAUCACAAUGACUCAUCUUCUGCAGAAGAAGUAGAAGAGAAUCGCUUUCUUACCAUCAAAGCGCUCGAAGCAAGAUUGCAGGCUGGCUUCUCUUCUGUUCAUGAGCUGCAGCAACAUUUACAGCUCAAAGAGAAAGUUCUGAUGAAAAGUUGUGAAGCAUUAAUAGACCUAGUUCAAGGUCGAGAACCUAGUUUUCCAAGUGCCAAAAAGGAAGGUCUUGUUUCUCUCUGGGAUGAAACUCAGAAGCCUUUUGAUAAUGGCAUAUCAACCCCACCUAAAGAUCAAGAACGAUUUGUAGAGGAGAUUUGGUACCGUGUGGUGGAUGACAGCUUAGUAGUUGGAGUAAAACUAAUGGAAUCGUUUGACUUGCAGCUCAGUGAUGUCACUUUAUCACUGGUAAUGGAUCACAAAUACCCUUCAUUCUUUCCAACUAAGUGCCAGUGUAGUGUAUUUAUGCUGAAGAAAGCCCCACUGGCGGAGUCUACAUUGCACUGGCAACUGGAACCGCUGCCUAAAAGGACAAAGUUAAACUGCUGUAGUGGAAAAGAAGGCCACGGAGGACCUUCUUGGGUAAAGGCGGGCGGGACAAAAGUCUUCACUGCUGUGACCGCUCUGUCCCCUUUCUUGGCAUUCCAUCGAGUGUGGUGUGGGGUCCUAUUGCAUGCAAAGGAAAAAAGCUGCAAGGAUGAAAAUUUCCAGAGAAACAAAACUCUAAGUUUAUUGUGUGGGAAAUUUUUAUUAAGCAUGGAUGAGAUUUGCACUGGAAAACACUCAGUAAACCUUAAAGAUUCCAGAUAUGCAGGCUCUGUGCAAGAUAUUGUUGCUCUUUGUGCAGUAUUGCACAAACAGUCCUUUCAAAUUAUCUCCCGUGACUGCACACUGACUCGUGUGAACACAUGGCUAAUGGAGCAAAUGGAGUGUGUACCAGUUGAGAAGUACCCUGAUUUUAAAUUCUGCUGUAAAUAUGGAAGUCUGAAUGGUACAAUCUUCAGCUGGGAUCCAGAAACACCAUUUGAAGGAACUCUAACAGUCUUUUGCAGACACCAAGCUACCCUGUUCCAGUGUCUUCAUAGCCUCUUUGGAUUGCUACCACCAGCUUGUAAAAUAACACCCUUAAGGUUCAGAAGGAAGAAAGUGCUUGGCGAACAGCUUGCACUAGCUUUAGAAAAGGAAAUGGUCUUUCUCCGGCUUUCCCUUUCCUCUGCUUUACACAAAACUGAAAACAAGUUGCCUCUGGAUGAUGAAGAAAGCAAAGAAACAGAUAAUGUCCCUACAGUGCAACAAUUCAGAGAAACAUUUAAAAAGGAGCAAAAGCAAAGCAUCCUGGGUGCAAACCGAACAGUGGGCGGUGCCUUCUACAGAAGAAUUAUUUUGAAUGUAGCUGAAGCUCAGCUGAAUUCUGACACAAUUACAUGGCAAUGCUCUUCUCUCUAA
Molecule: messenger RNA, 2550 nt
Organism: Euleptes europaea (tarantolino)
Lineage: Eukaryota; Metazoa; Chordata; Lepidosauria; Squamata; Sphaerodactylidae
Gene: FANCB
Product: FA complementation group B
Exons: 9
Coding region: 1-2550 (849 amino acids)
Biological process (GO): positive regulation of double-strand break repair via homologous recombination; interstrand cross-link repair; replication-born double-strand break repair via sister chromatid exchange
Cellular component (GO): Fanconi anaemia nuclear complex
Source: RefSeq, a predicted model, not a curated record